UGAUAACAAACAAAUUAGUUGUUAUUCAAACUUAAAAUCAAACACUUUACUUAAUUUACUUAUUAUAUUGCUUUAAUAAAAUAAUGGCAAAAUUAUUUCAACAAAUUUUCUUAGUAUUCGCCAUCGUUUUGGCUUUUGUGGUGACCAUACAAGCUCAAGGCAAACAGUGUCCCCCUAACCAAGAAUGGAAAACCUGUGGCACUGCCUGUCCUGCUAAGUGUGGUGAACCUGCUCCCAAAUUCUGUACUUAUCAAUGUAUUGUUGGCUGCCAGUGCAAGGAUGGCUUUAUGCUAAAGUCCAAUGGUCAAUGUGUGGCCACAAGAGAUUGUUAAUUAAUGGAACUGUAUUGAAUUGUUAUUGAAAUUAAAAAAAAAAAUAAAUGUUAUUAUGAAAAGUUUAAAA
Messenger RNA from Calliphora vicina (urban bluebottle blowfly), 402 nucleotides. Its product is annotated as chymotrypsin inhibitor-like. The record is from RefSeq and is a predicted model, not a curated record. The transcript has 2 exons. Lineage: Eukaryota; Metazoa; Arthropoda; Insecta; Diptera; Calliphoridae. The coding region runs from base 84 to 332 and encodes 82 amino acids.